Messenger RNA from Penicillium vulpinum, 1803 nucleotides. RefSeq names its product F-box protein. Gene Ontology annotation, molecular function: protein binding. The transcript has 2 exons. Bases 1 to 1803 code for a protein of 600 amino acids. The record is from RefSeq and is a predicted model, not a curated record. Lineage: Eukaryota; Fungi; Ascomycota; Eurotiomycetes; Eurotiales; Aspergillaceae.
AUGACCGCCGUCUCACCCAUGGUGGACCCUCUCACUGUGCUGCCCCCAGAGAUUGUCCUGCAAAUCUUGCACUUCACCCCCGUCUCCGCGCUUGCGUCCCUGACCGCGGCCUCUAAGGCUUGGCACCAAUUUAUCGACGUCACCCACCAAGAAGCAAUUUACACAUCUGAAGCAAAAACUGCUCAACCGCUUGGAGGUAGCCGAGAUUUUUCAUUCCUCUCCGAUGCUCACAGCUUUUCAAAAAUAUUCGAAGGCACGAAAUCAUGGAAAGACCUGUGUAAGCGCCAGACACUACUGGCCCAAAAUUGGGCCAAACCACAUCCAGUUAGCCAGGAAUCGGUACUACAAAUCGGCAAUAAUCCUGUCUGGCGAUUCCGUGCCGACUUCAAGCGCCGAUUUUUUAUUUCCACUUCACAUGCCGGCGGGUUGAACGUCACUGAUAUGGACACGGGCCGUAUCCUCUGGCAACUCCCGCCGGCGCUGGAAACCGAUGGAGAUGGAGUUCGCAAACAUGCACACUUGGAAUAUCAGGAUGGAAUGGCCGUGUUUGAUAGUGAAGGAGAUUCGCUAGAGGUUUGGGAGGCAGACCAUGAAGGUGCAAAGCGUGGAGAGUUCCGGCGCAUCGCUACUUUAACCCAUGAUUGCCAGACAAGAGGGUUCCAAUUGUCCUACUGGACUCUCUGUGUUGUUUCAAACGAGGGUCGUGGUUUUGUGUACGAUAUGACACAGCGACCUCCCAAGUUAACCACACAAUUGAAGAUCGAGGAAGGUGGCAUUGGCCAUCUGGAUCAAAGCUCCGACAUUGUGAUCUAUUCGAUGGGAGCAAAAGGCUAUUUUGCCUACAGCAAGGAGUCUGGCGCGUUUUUAGGCACGUUGAAGCCGGCGAAGUCCACAGAGAAAUAUCACAUCCUCCCUCCCAAACCCGCAUCUGGUUCCACAACUGCAGCACUAGCAGGUGCUGCGCGACUUGGCCCAGAAUCUCACUCACUGCCACUCGGAGCCGUGGGAAAAGAUCGUUUGGUGCCAAUUAAGAUCGCCAAAGGUCCAUUGUCGCCACCAGGUGACCCAGAUCACGUCCGGCAUGCGGAGGAUGAAUGGGGAGCGGGAAUGUUGCAUGAUGAUCUUUUCGUGGGCUUCUCUCGCGCUGGCCGUGUUUUUAUAUGCCCCGACUUCCGCAAGGCUCUCCAUGACGAAUCGAGUCUCGCGGCAAACAGCUCCAUCCUAGAAUGCGAAUCAGAUGGGUCAAGCUUUGACCUUGGUGGCUGGUUAUCAGUCCGAAAGCACCGCGUGAUGUUCGAAAUUCAAGAUCGGAUUUAUGUUGUCGCCCUUGAUGAUAACAACAGAGUGCAAAGCGUGGAAAACUCUCCCCGUGCUUCGUACUCGCUGCUCACCAGCUCUGCGCCACAGUUUGCUGUGCCGAUCAGUUAUAUGGCACUGGCUGAUGAUGCCAUUAUGACCACUUACACGACACUCGGCUGGCGUGACUCCAACAUUCCUGGUGGCGUACCUCCACCGCAAGGGAGAGAUAUUCCUCACGUCUUUCCUACAAAAGUCAUCCGCAUACUAAGCCUCGCUCCUAGCAUCUCUGAUAAAUCUUCCUCUGCCUCUGGUAACAAGGAUGAUUCUUCGACAGCGGGUAUCGGGGGACUUGGUGGCCCCCGCCCAAAUUUGCCAACUGAAGACGCCUGGCGCACACAAGCCGGGUUUCUACAGCUGCUUGGCAUGUUUGGCGAAGAGGUAGAUAUUGAAAGUGACGAGGAAGAUGAAUGGGAGAGUAUCGACGAGGACGAGGAGGAGGAAUAG